This is a messenger RNA of Eruca vesicaria subsp. sativa (arugula), 2762 nucleotides long. The record is from the annotation of a GenBank genome assembly. NCBI's taxonomy places the organism in Eukaryota, Viridiplantae, Streptophyta, Magnoliopsida, Brassicales, Brassicaceae.
CUUCGCCUGCGAAUCUAUCAUCUUCGAUCUUUACAUGUCGGCGCAGCAUAUAUAACAAAGUGCGUUUCUUUUACUAGUCGAGAUCAGACUCACUCGAAUUCUCCAGUAGGGAGUUAGAAGAAAGAAGUUGAGUUACUUUCUUCCAUCUUCUCCGGGAAUAAAAGAAGCUUCUUGUUUUCAUCUGCAAGAAUGGCUACAAAUUCUUCAACUGCGCAAGCUUGUCCAGCUUUUAUGAAAGCAACCUCUAACGGAGUUUUCCAAGGCGAUAACCCUAUAGACUUCGCGUUACCUCUUGCCAUUCUUCAGAUUGUCAUCGUUGUCCUUCUCACUCGUCUCCUUGCUUACCUUCUAAGACCCCUGAGACAACCUCGUGUCAUUGCAGAAGUCAUUGGUGGGAUUAUGCUUGGACCGUCUCUUCUUGGCCGCUCCAAGGGCUUUCUAGACGCUGUGUUCCCAAAGAAAAGCUUGACGGUUCUUGAAACUCUGGCUAACCUCGGUCUUCUCUUCUUCCUUUUCCUUGCCGGUUUAGAGAUUGACACCAAAUCACUUCGUAACACUGGUAAAAAGGCUUUAGGGAUUGCCCUGGCUGGUAUCUCUCUCCCCUUUGCUCUUGGCAUUGGUUCUUCAUUUGUCCUCAGAGCAACAAUCUCCAAAGGAGUAGACAGUGUGGCGUUUCUCAUCUUCAUGGGUGUAGCACUUUCCAUCACUGCCUUCCCUGUGUUGGCACGUAUCUUGGCUGAGCUCAAGCUUCUGACUACUGAGAUAGGACGGCUCGCCAUGUCUGCUGCUGCUGUUAACGACGUGGCAGCUUGGAUCCUCCUUGCUCUAGCCAUUGCUCUCUCAGGAUCCGGCACCUCUCCUCUAGUUUCUCUUUGGGUUUUCCUCGCCGGGUGUGCUUUUGUAGUCAUUGCUAGUUGCAUCAUUCCUCCAGUCUUUAGAUGGAUUGCGAGGAGGUGCCAUGAGGGAGAACCCAUUGAAGAAACCUACAUCUGUGCCACUUUAGCAGUAGUUCUUGUUUGUGGAUUCAUAACUGACGCUAUUGGUAUCCACUCCAUGUUUGGUGCUUUUGUGGUGGGUGUUUUGAUCCCAAAGGAAGGUCCCUUCGCUGGUGCACUCGUUGAGAAGGUGGAGGAUCUUGUCUCCGGUCUCUUCUUACCGCUUUACUUUGUGGCGAGUGGCUUGAAAACUAACGUGGCGACGAUUCAAGGAGCUCAGUCUUGGGGUCUUCUUGUUUUAGUCACCUUCACUGCUUGUUUUGGUAAGAUUGUUGGUACUUUAGGUGUUUCCCUCGCCUUCAAGAUACCUAUGAGAGAAGCUGUAGCUUUAGGGUUCCUCAUGAACACUAAAGGAUUAGUCGAACUCAUCGUCCUCAAUAUCGGAAAAGAUCGAAAGGUUCUGAAUGAUCAGACAUUUGCCAUAAUGGUUCUAAUGGCUCUCUUCACAACUUUCAUCACCACACCAAUCGUGAUGGCAGUUUACAAACCAGCAAGAAGAUCAAAGAAAGAAGGAGAGUACAAACACAGGACGGUAGAACGAGACAACAAAAACACACAGCUCAGAAUCCUCACAUGUUUCCACGGAGCAGGAAGCAUCCCUUCAAUAAUAAACCUCCUCGAAGCAUCAAGAGGCAUAGAGAAAGGCGAAGGACUAUGCGUCUACGCACUACACCUAAGAGAACUCUCAGAGAGAUCUUCAGCCAUUCUAAUGGUCCACAAAGUCCGCAAAAACGGAAUGCCUUUCUGGAACAGAAGUAUGAACAACGCAGAUCAAGUGGUCGUCGCCUUCCAAGCUUUUCAACAACUAAGCAGAGUCAACGUCCGACCAAUGACAGCGAUCUCAUCAAUGUCCGAUAUCCACGAAGACAUCUGCACGACAGCAGCUAGAAAAAGAGCGUCGAUUGUGAUUCUACCGUUCCACAAACACCAACAGCUCGAUGGCUCGUUGGAGACGACGCGUGGUGAUUACCGUUGGGUUAACCGGAGGGUGUUGGUGGAAGCUCCUUGCUCCGUUGGGAUAUUCGUUGACCGUGGACUCGGUGGCUCGAGCCAAGUCUCGGCUCAGGACGUUUCUUACUCAGUUGUGGUUUUGUUCUUCGGUGGUCGCGACGAUCGUGAAGCUUUGGCGUAUGGGUUACGCAUGGCGGAGCAUCCAGGAAUAUCAUUAACCAUUUUCUGGUUCGUGACAUCGCCGGAGAGAGUCGGAGAGAUUACACGUGUCGAGGUUAAUAGCAACAACAACAACGAGAAUGGGAAAAACAUUAAGUCCGAUGAGGAGGUUAUGUCUGAAAUCAGGAAGAAGUCAUCAGUGGAUGAAUCGGUUAAGUUGGUGGAGAAGCGAGUGGAAAACGCUGUCGUGGAUGUUAGAUCGGCGAUUGAGGAGAUGCGGCGGAGUAAUCUGUUCUUGGUUGGUAGAAUGCCAGGUGGAGAGAUCGCAUUGGCGAUUAGGGAGAACAGUGAGUGUGCAGAGCUUGGACCUGUUGGGAGUUUGUUGAUAUCGGCGGAAUCUCCGACAAAAGCAUCGGUUCUGGUGAUUCAGCAGUAUAAUGGCGAUGGGACAGCUCCGGAUUUGGCGUCAGCUGGGUCGGUGUUGGACACGGAUUAGAUAAAUAGUUAAGCGGUUUGGUUCGUUAAAUGUUGGUUAACGGGUACGGUUCUAUCAUGAUAAAUAGUUAAGCAACUUUUCUCACCGUUUCUUCAAUAAUUGGAGUGGGUUUGCCUUUGUUUCUUUCUAGAAUAAAUGGUGGAAUGUUAGUUUCAAAAGCG